Messenger RNA from Rotaria sp. Silwood2, 4110 nucleotides. The record is from the annotation of a GenBank genome assembly. NCBI's taxonomy places the organism in Eukaryota, Metazoa, Rotifera, Eurotatoria, Philodinida, Philodinidae.
AUGACGACUAAAUCAUCAAUACAAAGUAUUAAAUCAAGAUUUUCAAGUAGUAAUAGUGUACAUAGCAUGGCAACAAAUGAUAAUGAUAAAAAACAAAGUCGCAUACAUGUUAAAAAACCAUUUAGUACAACAAAUUUUUUACAAAAUAAUUCAACAACAAAUGGUUUUACCAACCAUUUAAAAAAACGAACAUUACAAUUAAAUAAUUUUUUUCAUUCAAAAUUAAAAACUAACUGCUCAAAUGAAUUAAAUGGUAAUCAUCAAUCUGAAGGACGUUCAACAUCACCACCACUUGUCUUUCAUGCUAUUGCUCCGGCUUUACCAGGAGAAAUAAAUAAAUCAUCAAAAUAUGUUCACAAUGAACAAAAGUCAAAUGAUGAAUCGAAAUCGCCUUUGAAUCCUCGUAUUAAUCAUAUACUUGCUCAUACUGUAAUCAAAGCGAUGUCAAUCGAUCAACAUUCAACUGAAACACAAUCCAAUAAUUCAGAAGAAGAUGAAAAUUCACCAAAAUUUUAUCCUGUAUUAUCAUCAAUAGAUGCUGAUGCUGAUGAAUCUGAUAGUAGUCCUAAUAAAAAUAUUAAAAAACUACGUCGUUUACAAAAAACACGUCGAGCAAGUAUUUCAUCUUUACAACAAAAGUAUGAAAAUAAUAAUGGUAAAGAUGAACAACAGCAACAAUCAAGUUCUGAUGAAAAUGAAAAUAAAGAAUCAAAUGUAAUUACAAAUGGACAUACUGAACGAAGAAUAAAGCCACCAUCAGUUAAACGAUUUGAUCGUUUAAAAGCAGCAGCAACAACAACAACUGAUGAUGGUACAAAACAACAAUAUGAUCGUUAUCAUCCAUUAGAUAAUCUUGAAUCGAAAUUAACAACUACAAAUGAAUCAACAUCAUCAAUUCCAAAAAUGACUGGAUCAACAAAUCAAUCAUCUGUAAAAAAAGUUAAUCGAUUUCAAGUUAAAUCAAUACGUAAAUCUCAACAACCACAAAUUAUGUUUGCUAAUAAAGCUGCAGCAACAUUUUCAAAUGAUGAUGAUUAUUCUUUAUCCAAUGAAAAUUCAAAUUUAUCAUUAAAAUCAUCAAUUAUUGAAAGAAAACAUACAAAUACACCAACAACUGAUAUAGAAAAUUCAAUGAUGCAUACAAAUCAUACUGUUAAUGGUACUAUUUCAACAUCUAUUAAUGUUGAAAGUGGACAUCCCCAUGUUCAUUUUCAUGCUACAUCACAUGAAAAACAAGAUUCAACUGCCGAUGAUGAAAAAUCACCUAAUCUAACAGUUACAGCAGUUACAUUACCAACUCCAACUCCACAUUCAUCGACAGCUUCAGCACAAGGAGAGGAUGAUGAAGAAGAAGCAGUUGCUAAAAGUCCCGAUGGCCGUUUUAUUAAAUAUGCAAAAGAAAUUGGUCGCGGUGCAUUUAAAACAGUGUAUCGUGGUUUAGAUACUGAAACAAGUGUUGCUGUUGCUUGGUGUGAAUUGCAAGAUUUUGCACAGUUUGAUAAACAUGAACGAGCACGUUUUAAAGAAGAGGCUGAAAUGUUAAAAAAUUUACAACAUCCAAAUAUCGUACGAUUUUUUGAUUUUUGGGAAGAAACAAAUCCAAGAACAAAUAAAAAAGUUAUUAUUCUUGUUACAGAAUUAAUGACAUCUGGUUCUUUAAAAGGAUAUAUACGUAAAUUUAAAGGACAAAAAGAAGAAAAACGAAUUAAUGUAAUGAAAAAAUGGUGUCGUCAAAUUCUUAAAGGUCUUGCUUAUUUACAUAGUCGUAAUCCUUCUGUUAUACAUCGUGAUUUAAAAUGUGAUAAUAUAUUUGUAUCAAGUACAACCGGUAGUGUUAAAAUUGGUGAUCUUGGUUUAGCUACAUUUAAAACUCAAACAUUUGCUAAAAGUAUGCGUGGUACUAUGGAAUUUAUGGCACCAGAAAUGUUUGAUGAAAAAUACGAUGAACUUGUUGAUAUAUAUUCAUUUGGUUUAUGUAUGUUAGAAAUGAUGACUGGUGAAUAUCCAUAUAUUGAAUGUAAAGGACCAACAGCUGUUAUAAAACGUGUUACAGCUGGUUUAAAACCAGAUUGUUAUUAUAAAGUUGAAAGUGAAGAUGUACGAGAAGUAAUUGAUUGUUGUAUACGUACAAAGAAAGAUGAACGUUUACCUGUACAUGAAUUAUUACAGCAUUCAUUUUUUCUUGAUGAUAAUGGUUUACGUAUUGAUUUUGUACGUGAUCCAGCGAAUGAUUCACAAGUUAUGAUUACGAACAAUUCAAUUAAUUUAAAAUUAAAAGUUGUUGAUAAAACAAAACGUAAAUCAUUAUGGACAGAACAUGAAGCUCUACUUUUUCGAUAUAAUUUAACAGCUGACACACCUGAACAAAUAGCUGAUGAACUUAUUAAAACAAAUUACAUAUUUGAGGAAGAUAAAAAGUUUGUUAUACAGUCAAUUCAAGAUCGAGUUCGAGCUUAUCAAUAUGAACAAAUUGAUCGAAAAGCUGGCGUUUUUGGCCGAGAUCGUAAAUCAACUAUUAAUCAAACAUCACAACCGUCACUUAUUGGACAACAACAAAUGCCACCACCUCAGCAACAACAACAACCAGCACUACCACCACAACAGCAAUCGGUACCAGUAACUCCAUUAUUAGCUCAACCUCAAGUACAACAUGUUCCUCCUAUUCCAUCAACACCUCCCAUUAUGCAACAAUCACCAAUGGCAGUACAGCAACAACAAAUGGUUAAACCAUUAUCCGAAAUCUCAUUAACUAAACCAAUUGUGGUAACAGAACCAAUCGGAAUUCCACAAUUGCCUGAACUUGGAACAAGUGUAUCUGGCUCAGCUGGUAGCCUUGAAGUACUUGAUGCGGCAUUAAAGAAAACUUUUACUAAAAGUAAUUCAUCUCAAAGUACAAAUGCUACAUCAGCAAUUACCAAUGAUAUUAGUGAGCCAAUAAUAUCAUUGGUUAAUCAAGAUGAUUCAUCGAUUUCACGACUGGGAAGUGAUACUGCUGUUGUUGAUCAACAACAAAUAGAAGAAUCUGGAGGAUCAGUGCCUGUUGAGUUGACUACAAAUGUUUUUCACUUAUCGACACCAUCAACGUUACAGACUCAAUCGCAACCAACAACAAUGUUAGCCACUUCCCAACAACAAAUGUUACAAAAUCCUCUUCUUUUAACUCAAACAUCACAAAGUUUUUCUUAUUCAACAAUACCUCCUUCUCAACAUCUUAUUACUGCAAUCGUAUCAAAUGAUACUAUAGUGCAACAAAUGCCUUCUUCUUCAAUAACAACAAUAGCUACAGAACCUAUUGAAAAUAGUCUCCUAUCAGUAUCUCCUCCAUAUACAAAUGAAAUACUUCAACCUUCUAUUCUGUCAGAUACAUCAUCAACUCCUCAACAACCUAUAUUGGGUAGUUUAGAACAACUCGAUGCACUUCUUAAAGAUACGUUCAAAACUUUCAGCAAAACUGCUGCUACAACACAUAAUAGUGAUACAGAAACAACAAAUACAAACGUUUCAUCAAUUCCAUUAAUAAUCAAUGAUGAUAUUUCAAUAAAACCAAUUGAAAUCGAAUACGAUUUAAUGAAUAAUAUUGAUGAAAAACAACGAAGCUCUAAUCCUAUGGUAUCAUCAUUUCCUCAUUCAGAACCAAAUACAUCAUCAAUAGCUAUUCCUAAAGCUAUUCAACAAGUAAAAUCACAACCAACAAGUCAAAUUUCAACAUAUUUCGAUCCAUUAAUAUCACCCGAAAGAAAUAUGUGUGAAUUAGAUACAUUACUUAAAACUCCCAAUGAAAGAUCAUUAUCUAAUGAUGAUACAAUAAUUGCUGCAUCAUCGAAUGAUUUUUCUGAUAUUAAAUCAAUGAUUAUUGAUUUAACUAAAACAGUAUUGAAACGAAUGGAUAUUAUUGAAAAUAAAAUCGAAGAACAUAAAAACCAAACUAUACAACUCAAUAAUUUAUUAACAAAAACUAUUUUACCAUCGUUUAUUGAUUUAGCUACUAUUAUUCACGAAACACCAAAUUUAGAUCCACAUGUAAGGACUAAACUUGAAAAUAUUCAAAUGAAUAUUCGAAUAGUACAACAACACAAACCAAUUGACAUGAAAGAUUUAAUGGAAAUCUAA